AUGUUUCCAAAUAAUCAUGGAGAGAGUUGUUAUACCAACAACAACAACGACCAAUAUCAACAACAACAACAAAAACCACGGCCGUGUGCUAGAGUCAUCAACCAACAUCAUCAAGAAAGCAAUGGUGUUACAUACACGGACAAUGAAUUUUUAAAUCUUGAGGAUUUUCUGGUGGAUGAGUCCAAAUCACAACGGAAUGCAAAUGAUGACGGAUAUUCAUCAUUCAGUUCUGGACAACAAGUUUUAGGUUCAUUCAUUCAUCGGGAUGGAGAUGGGAAUGAACUCAUACCAUCGGGACAACAUUGGACAGACAAUAAUAACGACCCUCUCCAACACUUGCAGAGUUUCAUCGGUAGCUUUAUCAUACCUUCGUUUUCUUCAAGUACAACUGCACAGGCUAAUAUCACUAGUAAUAACGAGAGCAAUAAUGUAAAUAAUUUAUCAAACAGUAGUGACGAGAACAGUUCGGAAUUUUUUCCAAUCGCUUGUGAACAGUGCCGACAACAGCAUCGAAGGUGUGAUAAACGAUUACCAAAAUGUUACUUGUGCACCCAACGAAAAGUUGAAUGUGUCUAUAGAGAACCUAGAAGAAACAAGAAAACCAAUCAUGAUAACAAUGUAAAGACUCCAGAAAACUCCAGAAAUCACUCAUCGAACGUACACCAAAGAAAUGUAAAUAAUCCAUCGACCCAUUCCAUGAACCCAUUAUUCUCACCUUAUCCUCUUGGGAAAAAGUCAGUUAAUGAAGAGUUGAAAACUUCCGAGUUAUUGAGCUCACGAGCUGUCUUUGAUCUUUAUUUUGAUGUGGCAUGUGAAGGCUAUCCGUUGGUGUCACGAGAAGAAUUGGAAAAUUUUAUCACACAUUUUCCAAAUUGUGAUGAUGUUGGAAAUGACACUAACAAGUUGCAAAAUUGUGAAAUGUUUGCCAUGUAUUUUAGUGUUAGGGCAUUGUGUGAAUCUCGAAAUGGAUUGUUUGAACAAUCAGAAAAAAGCAUUCAAAAAUCUAAAGAUUGUCUUUCCAAAGUAUUUGAUCGAACAUCAAUCACCGUAGCUGCAGUAUAUGCACAUUUGGUAAUGUAUGAAUUAUACACUGGAAAGACAGAACAAGCCAAAUUCUAUUUUACAAUUCUCGACUUUUUAUCAAAGAAAUUAUUUGCACCAGAAGACUCUGAGAGUGUUACUCCAUCCCAACCAACUAUUUAUGAAAAGAAUUUGGAAGUAUGGAUCUAUAGCUACAAUGCUGCUCUAAAAUUGGGUAUUAUAGAAGAUUUCGAUAAGGUAUCUGUUGAAAAUUUUUUGUCUUGCAUUCCUGAAAUAUAUUCUUUUUUUUGUCAAGAACCAUUGCCUCAAGAAUGGAUUCAAUUGAUGACUAGCAAAGUGACACCUGAAAAUUGUUUUGAGAUUUGGAGCAUUAUUGAAUUACUUGUGAAUAAGUUCAAAAAUAUCGAAAAAUCAGACAUGCUUUCAAUACCUGACACAGUGAAUAGGCUUGAAUUUGUUGAACCUCUUUAUCAAAUGAUAUUGGACAGUUUGAGGAUAGCAAUAUUGUCAAAAUCUCAAUCAUCCAUCACACGAGAAGUUAUUGAACAGAGUGCACUUAGCAUUACCAAUCACACCGAAAAUCCUCUUUACCCACUAUUUCCAAUUGAUGUUGUGUUUUGUGUGAAACAAGCAGUCGAAAAACAUUUAGAAAUAUGCAACUCCAUACUACAACAGGGAGGGAAUGAUUUUGUACAUAAUGGAGUCGACUAUUGCAGCAUUUUAAAAAAGGAUUUACGUGCUUUCACUGUGAUGAAACCAAAAUUCAAAGCAGUGAACAAAUGGAUUAAUAACAUUUCCUCUCGAAUUGAGGAAAUGAUUGCCACUAUUGAACGAGUCAAAUUUCAAUAA
Molecule: messenger RNA, 1890 nt
Organism: Naegleria lovaniensis
Lineage: Eukaryota; Heterolobosea; Eutetramitea; Acrasida; Naegleriidae
Exons: 2
Coding region: 1-1890 (629 amino acids)
Biological process (GO): regulation of DNA-templated transcription
Molecular function (GO): zinc ion binding; DNA-binding transcription factor activity, RNA polymerase II-specific
Source: RefSeq, a predicted model, not a curated record